Messenger RNA from Galendromus occidentalis (western predatory mite), 1853 nucleotides. RefSeq names its product polypyrimidine tract-binding protein 1. The record is from RefSeq and is a predicted model, not a curated record. The transcript has 10 exons. Gene Ontology annotation, cellular component: nucleus. Gene Ontology annotation, biological process: mRNA processing. Gene Ontology annotation, molecular function: RNA binding. Bases 39 to 1847 code for a protein of 602 amino acids. NCBI's taxonomy places the organism in Eukaryota, Metazoa, Arthropoda, Arachnida, Mesostigmata, Phytoseiidae.
CGAGAGCUCAUCGUUUCGAGCGCGACAGAAAAAAAAUCAUGACUCUGAGAGGCACGGACGAAUUAUUAACCGUGAAUGGUGGCAUGGGUCCUCUAGCCACAGUCACAGACAACAACAACGAGAAUGCCAAAAAGAUACGCAUGGAGAAAGCCGCUGCUGCCCAAAAUAACAACAACCUUGCCACGGCAAACAACAACAACAACACAACAAGCAACAACAAUAACAAUAGUACGAGUCCCAACAACAACAACAAUAACAACAGCAAAAGCAGCACUGCAAACAGUAACAAUGCGGCACCGCCAAACAACAAUGCGUCGAUGACGUCGUCACCGUCAACUUCGCCGUCUCAGACUUCUCGCGUGGUUCAUCUGCGGAACGUUCCGAACGAUGCGAGCGACUCCGAGAUUCUGCAAUUGGGAAUCCCAUUCGGGAAAAUCACCAAUAUUCUCCAACUACGGGGCAAGAAUCAGGCGUUCCUUGAGAUGGAGACCGAGGUUUCCGCUGGACAAAUGGUCGAAUACUUUGCCAAGACUUCGUCACCUCCACAAAUCCGCGGUCGCACGAUUUACGUCCAACAGUCGAAUCACCGCGAAUUGAAAGUCAACGAUAAUGGGCAUGGGAUGUUACUCAACUCGACGCAGGUCGCGUUGGCCGCCGCCCAGGCUCUCGUGGGUCUUCAGCAACAGCAUGGUUUGUCUCCACGAGCCAGCGGAGACGUAGGCAGUGGGGAAAUCAGCCCUACACACAAUGGUCAAACCCUAAACACUGUGCUACGCGUGAUCAUCGAGAAUCAGCUCUACCCCAUCACCUUGGACGUCCUCAACAGCCUCUUCAGCCGGAUAGGCAAGGUGCUAAAAAUCGUUACGUUCAACAAGAACAACACCCUGCAAGCUUUGGUGCAGUACGGGGACGCCCUAGCAGCGCAAGCGGCCAAAAUGACUCUGGAUGGCCAACACAUCUACAAUAGCUGCUGCACCUUGAGAAUCGAAUAUUCGAAACUCCAGCAGCUGAAUGUGAAAUACAACAACGACAAGAGUCGCGACUUCACCAACCCCUCGCUCCCGACCGGUGACCCGACCCUGGAUAACUUGGGUCUCGCGAACCCAUUGGGUAUGCUCCAUUCGCCUUUCGCGAAUCUCGGAUCUCAUCUCACAGCUGCUUUCAACCCACCGACGCUCCCACUCGGGGGCUUCGCGCUCCCCGCAGCUCAGGCCCUCGGAGUCGCCAGCCUCAGACUGCCCGGAACGCCGCAGUCAUGUGUCCUGCUGGUCUCCAACCUCAAUGAACAGACUGUCACACCAGACGCCCUCUUUACGCUUUUCGGAGUGUACGGCGACGUGAUUCGGGUCAAGAUCAUGUUCAACAAGAAGGACAGUGCCCUCAUUCAGAUGGCUGAGCCACAACAGGCACAUGUUGCGAUGACGCAUCUCGACAAAAUCAAACUAUUCGGGAAACAGCUGCGUGUGACUCCAUCCAAACAUCAUAUGGUGCAAUUGCCGAAAGAAGGGCAGCCCGACGCCGGCCUCACGAAAGACUAUAUCAGUAGCCCUCUGCACCGCUUCAAGAAGCCUGGAUCAAAGAACUAUCAGAACAUCUACCCACCUUCGGCCACGCUGCAUCUGUCCAACAUACCACCGACUUGCGGCGAGGAGAAGAUACAGGAAUCCUUCGCUGAAGCUGGAUGCGCUGCGAUAAUGGGAUUCAAGUUUUUCCCGAAAGAUCGGAAAAUGGCCCUCCUACAGUUGCCUUCCGUCGAGGACGCCGUCGUUGCCUUGAUCAAGAUGCACAACUAUCAACUCUCAGAGUCGUCCCAUCUCCGUGUGUCGUUCUCCAAGUCCACCAUUUAAAGCAAG